AGGUAUUACAUAAUGUCAUAACCAUCAUUGCACCAAGAGAAGUAUCAAUAUUUCAUAUAACCAGAGCCAAACAAAAACUAAAGAAAAUAAAUGGCGAAGGAGGGUUUAGGACUUGAGAUCACAGAGCUGAGACUGGGCCUUCCAGGAGAUAACAACGGCGAAAGAUUAGUUUGCGGAUCGAAGAAGACGAAGAGGGUGUUCUCAGACAUGAUGACGUCGUCAUCAUUAGAUACUGACGGUGAAAAUAGCGUCGUCGUUUCAUCGGUGGACAUUGUCGCCGGUGAGGUUGCGGAUGAAUCUUCUCCGGUGGCUAAGAGUCAGGUGGUGGGGUGGCCACCGGUGUGUUGUUAUAGGAGAAAUAAGAAAAACAAUAAGGAAGCAUCGAAAGCGAUAGGGUACGUGAAAGUGAGCAUGGAUGGUGUGCCAUACUUGAGGAAGGUUGACCUUGGCUCGAGCCAGGGCUAUAAUCAUUUAGCCACCGUUCUUGAGAAUCUCUUCGGCUGUCUUGGCCUAGGAGUGGCGUUGAAGGAGGGUGAGAAGUUUGAAUACGUUAUUAUAUACGAGGACAAGGAUGGAGACUGGAUGCUCGUCGGAGAUGUACCUUGGCAGAUGUUCAAAGAAUCAUGCAAGAGGCUGAGGAUCGUGAAGAGAUCUGAUGCAACCGGUUUUGGCCUGCAGCGAAAUUCAUCAUUCGAGUGAUAGUGAUUUAUAGCUAAUCAUAAAGUUUGAAAACACUCGAGUAAAUUUUUUCAUUACAGUAUAUUUUCAAAUUGCAAAAUUCCGUAAUGAUCAUAUAGUGGAUACUAGCUAAGUAGCUAUAUACAUGUUUUCUUGAAAACUAAAGAAGUUUAUCAUCAGUUACUGUUUCUUUCCCUUGAUAGUUAUCUUGUAUGUUUUAUGUUGUUUACCUUUUACAAGGGUUUUUUUAGUCUCACAUACUUCUCUAAUCAUCAAUACAAUGUUAGUUGUUGUUUCGUUUCUAACAA
Thlaspi arvense is the source of this 986-nucleotide messenger RNA. NCBI's taxonomy places the organism in Eukaryota, Viridiplantae, Streptophyta, Magnoliopsida, Brassicales, Brassicaceae. The record is from the annotation of a GenBank genome assembly.